Molecule: messenger RNA, 1543 nt
Organism: Gracilinanus agilis (Agile Gracile Mouse Opossum)
Lineage: Eukaryota; Metazoa; Chordata; Mammalia; Didelphimorphia; Didelphidae
Gene: FBXO28
Product: F-box protein 28
Exons: 5
Coding region: 70-1176 (368 amino acids)
Biological process (GO): protein polyubiquitination
Molecular function (GO): protein binding
Source: RefSeq, a predicted model, not a curated record
AAUGACGUACAGGAAGUGUCCCUUUUCCCCUUGCAGCAGGGGGAAGGUAUCAAAACCCUCCCCCCCAAGAUGGCGGCGGUGACGGAGGAGUGGAUGGCGGAGGAAGGAGGCGGUGGCAGCUGCGGCGGCGGCUCUUCCCUUGCCGCGGGGGCGUCCCAGCGACUGUCGCCGCUGCCCCCGCCGCAGCCAGCGCUUCUGGGACCCCAGUCGCCGGCCUCCCCGUCUCUGGCCUUGGACCAGUUGCCUCACAACAACACGCUGGUGGCGCUGCCCAUCGUGGCCAUCGAGAACAUCCUUAGCUUCAUGUCCUACGACGAGAUCAGCCAGCUCCGCCUGGUUUGUAAGCGAAUGGACUUAGUCUGCCAGAGAAUGUUGAAUCAGGGAUUUCUGAAAGUGGAAAGAUAUCACAACCUGUGUCAAAAACAAGUUAAAGCACAGCUUCCAAGGAGAGAGUCAGAAAGGAGAAAUCAUUCAUUAGCUCGUCAUGCGGACAUCCUUGCUGCUGUAGAAACAAGGCUCUCACUGUUGAAUAUGACUUUCAUGAAGUAUGUGGAUUCCAAUCUCUGUUGCUUCAUUCCAGGAAAGGUAAUUGAUGAAAUUUAUCGUGUGCUGAGAUAUGUAAAUUCUACCAGAGCCCCACAACGGGCUCAUGAAGUCCUCCAAGAGUUAAGGGACAUUUCCUCCAUGGCAAUGGAAUACUUUGAUGAGAAGAUUGUUCCAAUUCUAAAGAAGAAGUUACCAGGAUCAGAUGUGUCUGGGCGACUCAUAGGCUCUCCUCCAGUUCCAGGACCUUCUGCAGCCCUAACAACAAUGCAGCUCUUCUCCAAACAAAACCCUUCAAGACAAGAGGUCACUAAACUUCAGCAGCAAGUGAAAACAAAUGGUGCUGGUGUGACUGUACUCCGGCGUGAAAUUUCUGAGCUUCGCACUAAAGUGCAAGAACAACAGAAACAGCUUCAAGAUCAGGACCAGAAACUGCUAGAGCAAACCCAAAUCAUAGGGGAACAGAAUGCUCGCUUGGCAGAACUGGAGCGAAAGCUUCGAGAAGUCAUGGAAAGUGCAGUAGGAAAUUCCUCAGGGUCUGGGCCAAAUGAGGAGUCUCCUCGGAAACGGAGAAAGGCAGUGGAAGCCAUAGACUCGCUUAGGAAAUCUAAACGCCUUCGAAAUAGAAAAUAACUUGGAAUUCAGUUAUAGCUCCAAAAAAGCAUGGCUUAGCACCCAUGCAGUCAUGCUCACAUGGAUACUUUGAUUUAGCAGCAUGGUGUCCUUUAGGCUGCUCGGUCUUCAGAACACAACUUAGACUUUGACAUUUAUUCAUUGUUGGGACAUUUUCCCCCCUUUCUGUCUGGGUGGACUGAUGCACAGGAUGUUUUUAAUUUGCAAUAGAUUUGUACUAACUAGACCCACUCUAUCAUGUUUUGAGGAGUUAACCCUUUUUCUGUGCAGAUGAUGUGUUAAAGUAAAUUUAUUUGUGUUUCUGCAUAUAUGCACAUUAAAUAAGGAUCUUAAAUAAACCCUAUCUUGACAGACUAGAAAUUAAGUU